ACAUCAAAGCUUUUUACAAAACCGGGUAUAAAUAUCUGGUUCCUUAAGAUCUCGUAUUAUGUUCCCGCACAUAAUUAACAUUUACACUCAAUCGCUAUGGCUGGAAUGAUGAAAGCCGCAAUCUGCAAACAGGUAUGUUUUCCGUUAUAUGUUAUAGAUCAAGAUGUUUUACCAUAUACCAGGCAAAAGCUCCCCUUGUAAUCGAGGAAAUUCCCAUUCCCGAACCAAGCGGCCGCGAGCUACGAGUCCGCGUCAAAGCCGCCUCAUUAUGCCAUUCUGACCUGAGCAUUAUGUCAGGUGACGGUCCAUCCGAAGUGAGGAAUGUCUUUCCUGUUAUCCUGGCCAUGAAGCCGUCUCCAUCGUCGACAAACUCGGCCCCGAAGCAGCACCGCAUGGAUUUCGGGAAGGCGAUCUCGUGGGAGCCUCCCUGUGGCAUAACAUGUCUGAAUUGCAAUGAAUGCAAGACUGCCGGGCCGGACUUCUGUCUCACUAGGAGAUCAUUAGGCAUCACUCGUCCGGGGAACUUUGCGGAGUAUACCUUGAUUGAUCCAGCGAGUGCGGUAUUGAAUUCCCGCCCGGGUGUUGAUCCAAACGUCGAGAUCCUCCUCCAGCAACCCUAUCGCCACUUUUUUGUGCUGGUACCACUAUUUGGGGUGGAUUGGAGCGAGCCCAUAUUCGCCCUGGCGAGACAGUUGCGGUUAUCGGGGCAGGAGGUUUGGGAGAGCUAGCAGUUCGAUAUGUCCAGGCACUGGGAGGAAAGGUCUUGGCCCUCGACAUAUGGGAUAAACAGUUGGAAGCGUGUAAGGAUUACGCGAAUGGGAUUAUCAACACACGCA
This is a messenger RNA of Aspergillus ruber CBS 135680, 836 nucleotides long. Its product is annotated as GroES-like protein. Bases 135 to 728 code for a protein of 197 amino acids. The transcript has a single exon. Lineage: Eukaryota; Fungi; Ascomycota; Eurotiomycetes; Eurotiales; Aspergillaceae. The record is from RefSeq and is a predicted model, not a curated record.